AUGGCCAGCGAAACCGUUUUCUACUAUAUCGCCUUCCUGCUCAAUACUACAGUCAUCAUCAUCGACGUGCUGGUUAUCUAUUGUGCUUUCAAAACCGGUGAAACUCGACGACAUUUCGUUCUACAGACGAUUUUUCUCGCAAUGGUAAUGGACAUUGCCGCUUUUCUUACUGUGCUGGGUCACGAUUUACCAAGUUUUAUCAUGGAUUCAGAUGUAUCGCCAGACCACCUCGUGAACUACUUCUUAGUGAUGAUCAUUUAUCUCCAAUGGUUCACUCAACUCUUUGUGCUGCUAGUCCUUUCGGUCAUUCAUUCCCUCGCCGUCUUCACUCCCACUCAAUUCCGCACCUUCUCUUCUGGGAACAUGAAAAUGACCAAUGCAGUCAUUAUGAUCGUCGCUCUGCUAUUAACAGUGCCAGUUCUUACACCCUACUGCGGCUACUACUACUCUACUGAAGGUCACUUUUGGGGCUGGGACUUGAAAAAACCGUACACAUACAUAUAUGUAAAAUGUAAUCUGGUUUUACAGGUGAGUGGAAGUCUCAAAUAA
Molecule: messenger RNA, 549 nt
Organism: Cooperia oncophora
Lineage: Eukaryota; Metazoa; Nematoda; Chromadorea; Rhabditida; Trichostrongylidae
Source: the annotation of a GenBank genome assembly